This is a messenger RNA of Orbicella faveolata, 1076 nucleotides long. RefSeq lists its product as uncharacterized. The record is from RefSeq and is a predicted model, not a curated record. Lineage: Eukaryota; Metazoa; Cnidaria; Anthozoa; Scleractinia; Merulinidae. Gene Ontology annotation, molecular function: protein binding. Gene Ontology annotation, biological process: protein homooligomerization.
ACGAGGCUUGCUAGGGGAGGGGAAGACGGGGAGAUGCGUUCCUUCUUAGUUAAACCUGGGGACGAGGCUGCAUUUCCUCCUUAUUCAAAGCUAUUCAAUCAACAUGGAGGAUAGUCCACGCAUUCCCUCGAUCGUAAAACUCAAUGUGGGCGGUCACCACUUCACAGCAAGCGUUCAAACGCUAACCAAAGAUCCAAAGUCGAUGCUGGCAGCCAUGUUUUCAGGGAAGUUUGAGAUGAAACCUUAUGAAGACGACGCGUUCUUUAUCGACCGAGAUGGAACUCAUUUCCGGUUUAUACUGAAUUAUCUUCGCACUGGAAAAUUAACUUUGCCUGAAGGAGCAACAUUCCUGAAGGAACUGCAGGAAGAAGCUGAAUUUUAUCAGAUCCAGGGAAUGCUGAUGGAGUUGAAGAGUCUUACCAGCACGAGCACGACCCCGAGCACGAGCACAACCGUAAAACUCAACGUUGGCGGAGAGUUCUUCACAACGGAUCGUCAAACGCUGACCAGAGAUCCAUCCUCAGUCCUGGCAGCCAUGUUUUCAACCGGGCCCCAUCGUGAUCCAUUUUUCGACCCUAUGGAUUAUGGGGUGAAACCACAACCAUCUGACGACGGUUCGUUCUUCAUUGACCGAGACGGAAAACACUUUAGGAUUGUCCUCAAUUAUCUUCGCAAUAAAGAGUUGAUUUUACCAGAAGAUGCAAGUGAUACCUUCCUCAAAGAGCUUGAAGCAGAAGCUAAGUUUUACAAGAUACGGGGAAUGAGAAAUGAAUUAGAAGAGAUUUUGGAAAAUCGAAGGCGAAAAGCCAGAGCUAAGUUCUUUUAAGUUUUUUAGAGUAGCAGAUAUAUAUCUGAAAGCAACGGACUUUGACAUUUUUAGUUUCACGCCGUCAGGUUUCUUGCGAGCGCUAAAAGGGCAAGCUACCUAGGAAAUUGUCAAUUAGAAAACGCCGUUUCCAGCGUUUCUAGGACCCAAGAAUCAGUUUCCUAGGCAAGACUGGAGUUCACUUGAAUUCUCUUGAAAAGGUAGAUUUUUAAUAAACAUGGACGGUUAGUAGAAGAAGGAAGCGGGAGGG